Messenger RNA from Dryobates pubescens (Downy woodpecker), 3260 nucleotides. It is a transcript of the gene DUSP22, whose product is annotated as dual specificity phosphatase 22. The record is from RefSeq and is a predicted model, not a curated record. Gene Ontology annotation, molecular function: protein tyrosine/serine/threonine phosphatase activity. Lineage: Eukaryota; Metazoa; Chordata; Aves; Piciformes; Picidae. Gene Ontology annotation, cellular component: cytosol. Gene Ontology annotation, biological process: regulation of cell population proliferation; positive regulation of JNK cascade; transforming growth factor beta receptor signaling pathway. The transcript has 7 exons. Bases 262 to 882 code for a protein of 206 amino acids.
UGGUGGUGCGUCUUCGCUGCUCCCGGUGGUGGCGGGGAGGGCGAGCGGAAACCCGCCUCCAGGAGACAGCCCCGGCCAGGGCGGGCGGGUGAGGGAUGCGCCUUAGCCUUCCCAAGCCGCAGCCAUCAUUAGCAAUUAGCUCGUCCCAGUCACCCGUGGCCAAGCACUGCCCCAUGCGCGCUGACCCGCCGCCGGUAGCUCGGUAGUCGGCCACCGACGGCAAGUUCCUCCCGCGGUGCUGGCGUGCGGGUCGCUUAAACCAUGGGGAAUGGGAUGAACAAGAUUCUGCCUGGCUUGUUCAUUGGCAACUUCAAAGAUGCCCGAGAUGUAGAGCAGUUGAGUAAGAAUAACAUCACCCACAUUCUCUCAAUCCAUGACAGUGCCCGUCCCAUGCUUGAGGGAGUGAAGUACCUGUGCAUUCCUGCUGCUGACUCGCCCUCGCAGAACUUGGCAAGGCAUUUCCGAGAGAGCAUCAAAUUCAUCCACGAGUGCCGGCUGGCAGGAGAAGGCUGCCUAGUUCAUUGCCUUGCAGGUGUCUCCAGGAGCGUAACGCUGGUGGUUGCCUACAUCAUGACCAUCACAGAGUUUGGUUGGGAAGAUGCGCUGUCUGUCGUCCGUGCAGCAAGAUCCUGUGCCAAUCCCAACAUGGGCUUCCAGAGGCAGCUACAAGACUUUGAAAAACAUGAUGUUGAGCAGUUCAGGCAGUGGCUGAAAGAAGAAUAUGGGGAAAACUCUUCUCAGGACCUGCAAGAAGCCAAAAGUCUUCUGAGCAAAUACAAAGAACAGGCAGAGUUGCAGCAGAGUACUGGAGGAAGACAAUGGAAUAACAACUUCUCCUCUGUGCCCUCUCUGUCAUACAGCAAUUACACAACAGAGACCUAGUUGUAGGAGGUUGAUUUGGGUUUUGUUGGUUUUUUUCUUUCUGCCUUUGAGAAACAUCUUGCCAUAAUUUCCAUCCCAUCUUUGAGACUCUUGGCAGUAAUCAUGCAAACACUUGAUUUGUAGAAAGCUUCUCGAUGCAAAUACUACAUGAUGUGUGUGAGUGAGUGAGUGUGGUUCACGCAGUUCUACAACCUGGGCAGGAGCAAGCAUUCUGUGUGCCCAGAGACAUGGUGAGCUCCUGUGGCUGAGCCCGUUCACCAGCCAGCCACAGCCAUUAGCCCCGUAUGACCACGUUGCCUAGCAUUUGCUGUGAGGUUAGCUCAGCUCCUUUUUGUUACAGGCUAGCAAAGGGCUUCCAGAGAUGAAGUCUGGUGCCUCAAACUGUGGCAGUUGGAUAUUUCUGUGGUGUUAAUGUGGCAAAGAUGUUACUGCAGCUGAAGAUGGGAACUGGGGUCUGUCUCUGCUGCUCCUAUUCACAGUCUGUUGGUAAGUAGUACCAUGGAGGUAGGCUUGGACUUGAGUGCUAGGUUGUAAACUGGAACAGGUGAGGUAUGGGCACGUAUCCCUCUCUACCAACAGUAGCAAGUGGAGAGAAGUGGGACAGACAGCUCUGAGUAAUAACACCUUCAACUGCCACAGUUUUACUUGCUUCAGUGCAUGCGAGACAGGGCUGUUGGCAGAGCUGCUGCAGACCAAGAGCACUGAGGCAGUUACCGCAGCUCAGCUGAUGUGCAGUGAUUUAAGCCUUGAUUGUGCAUCUGCUCUCCCAAAGUAAGCUUCUCUGGAGAAGACUUUACCAGGUCUCCAGUGCCCUGCUGACCUUCAUUCCUUGCAGAACACGUGCUUCUUCAACACGCCCCUGCACACACCAGAACGUGUCUCCAAAGAGUGGGCUUGGGUGUGAGUGUGAGCACCUGCUUCUGUUGCCUGUGCUGUGGUUUGCUCUUUGACUCCAGCUACCUCAGAAAUGCUGUUCUUGUCAUUGUGGUUGUCCAUGCAACCUUCAGAAUUGCCUUCUAUAAUCUUAAUCUGACACUGAGUGAAGUAAGUGCGUGGCUGAGAGUGUGUGUGUGUGUACCUCACAAGUGUCUGUACUGGAGGAGGUUAUGGGGUUGGUUUUGUUUGGAGUGGGGUUUUUUUUUGUGUGAAGAUUGCCCAUAUUUCUCACUGUUUUAAAAACUGAGAUGUUUGAAUUCAGAUUUCUGUCAUUUUAAAACCACUCCCUCUUCUGCUGUGCUCAUGUUUGUGGGAAUGCAUUUGUAAAACAUGUUUUAAACUAGGUGAAAACGCGGGGCUGUACCCAUGUGAACACGAUCGUUGCUCUUGGUGGUGUUUGUGUCUUCUGGAGUGGAGCCUGACUCAAGUGUAUCCUCAGUGUAACUUCAGAUGUCACCAGGGAUGCUGGGCAGUGUCUUGAGUUCUGAUUAAGUCAUGGGGGGUGGCAUUGAGGCCAAGACUGUGGUUUCUUGCUGUGGACUCCGAGGAUAAAAGGCUUGUUUUUCUUGAGGAUUCUGGAAAACAAAAAGCACCUCCCAAACAGCCAGGGUAGAAACCCACCCCCCUGGUUUAAAUGUGGUGUGUAGCCUGCUGAAAGCUGUGCGCUGGAGGAGGAGCAGUCAGCGCGCCAAACAGACAGCCUCUCUCAGUUUCCUUGGUGCUCUGACCUCCCAUCCCUGCAGGAUAUUCCAAUCCAUGGUAUUUUCUACUUGCUUUGGGGGGCAGUGAAUUUUUGGGAUGGGAGCAAGGCUUUUGGGGCCAAGUGAGCUGUGGCUGAUUAGUAUCUUUUACAUAUGUUCAAAAGUACAUUUUUGGCUUGUGAAAUACAGAUCUUGGGUGUCACCAAUUGCCUGAAAGGACAAAAAGGGAAUGGGGUGGAACUGGCCUGGCUGUUUCAUCUGAGUCCAAGCCUGCAUCGGGGUUCUCAUUGCACUAAGUGCUCUAAGUCUACUGAAAAUAGCAAGAGCAGGAUGAUCAUAUCUGUGUCACAUUAAGGGGUAUUGCUGAUUUGGGAAAGGUGCUGGAAUUGACUUUGGUUCCAAGCUUUUUAGCUUCUCACUAUGUAUUUGGUAUAUCCAGCAACUACUCUGCAUUUGCCUGGUAGAAUAAGUCUUUAACUCUUCUUGAGAAUGUUGCUCUGUGUAUAAUAAUGGGUGGUUUAGGAGCUCCAGGACAGCAGUGCCCACGUUGGCAGUCCCCUCAGUUCUCUGAGGGUCAUUGGGAAAUGCUUUCCUCGGUAACAGGGUCUGACAUGCACUCAGGAAGCUGGUCCUGUUGCUCAACCCUCUACUCAUUCUAGGAUACAGCCAGUUCCCAUGGGGCAGCUUUUUCAGGAGCAUCCUGCCUAUGCUUCUGUAGUAUCUAGUCCAUCCCUUCUGUUG